Molecule: messenger RNA, 471 nt
Organism: Cucurbita pepo subsp. pepo (vegetable marrow)
Lineage: Eukaryota; Viridiplantae; Streptophyta; Magnoliopsida; Cucurbitales; Cucurbitaceae
Product: Cox19-like CHCH family protein
Source: RefSeq, a predicted model, not a curated record
AUUCCAUUUUAAUUAUUCCCUUAACUUGAGCAGUUCGAACUGCCUGUAAAAUUAGCGUCGUACCUGAACGAAGAAAAAUGGGGAAUCCGCCGAUUUCGCCGGAGAAUCAGCCGCCGCUUCACGGGAGCGACGCCGACGCCGACGACGAGAACGUCAAGCAGCUCAAUGAGUGCUCCUCUUUCUACUUAUCGUUACAGGAAUGUCUUAUCAAAACUAACAGGAACUGGAAAGAUUGCCAGGCUGAAGUUCAAGCUUUGAAGGCUUGCAAUGAGAGAAGGAAAACUGGCCAUGGCAAGUGAAGGUUCUGGAAAGGAGCAUAGUGUACCAGAUAACAUCUAAGAUAUUGGCUUUACUCAUUCACAAUUUUGUUAUAUUGACUCGUUUAAACGUAUUUUGAGAUAUCUAAAAGCUUGAUUGUUCUGAAACCUUAUCAUUAUGUCAAGCUAUGCUUAUCUUAGCCCUAUUUCUGCU